Messenger RNA from Microtus oregoni (creeping vole), 1833 nucleotides. Its product is annotated as gastrula zinc finger protein XlCGF26.1-like. Gene Ontology annotation, biological process: negative regulation of transcription by RNA polymerase II; regulation of cytokine production; regulation of immune system process. Bases 1 to 1833 code for a protein of 610 amino acids. The record is from RefSeq and is a predicted model, not a curated record. NCBI's taxonomy places the organism in Eukaryota, Metazoa, Chordata, Mammalia, Rodentia, Cricetidae. The transcript is spliced from 7 exons.
AUGAAUCAGAGGGAGUAUUUUACAGGGAAAUGGAACAGCAGCGAGAGAUUCAAGAUAGAAUCACCAUAUGAAGUAGAGAAUUUACUAGUGGUAGCAGAAGGCUUUAGAGUUCUCAAAGUCAUGUUUAGGGAUGUAGACCUUCCAUAUGACCAGAAACAAGAGAAGCAUUAUAUAAAAAAUCAAAAUGAAGAGAGACAAAACAACUAUAAGGAAUGUGGAAAGAGCUCCAACAGACAUUUAUGCCUCCCUAGUAAUAAGAGAAUUAAUUCCAAAGAGAAGAUGUAUAAAUGUAAAAACUGUGAUAAAUCAUUUCCUUGUCAUGCACAUUUUCAAACUCACCAAAGAAUCCAUACUGGUGAGAAACCUUACAGGUGUCAAGAAUGUGGCAAGUCCUUUACCCAUGUCUCAACACUUCACGGACAUCACAGACUUCAUACUGGAGAGAAACCUUACAGGUGUCAAGAAUGUAGCAAGUUCUUUGCCAAAAUCUCACACCUUCACAUUCAUCACAGAAUACAUACUGGUGAGAAACCAUAUGGAUGUCAAGAUUGUGGAAAGUGCUUUACCUGUGUCUCAACCCUCCACAGACAUCAGAAACUCCAUACUGGUGAGAAAUCUUACACAUGUCAAGAAUGUGGAAAGUGCUUUACCCAUGUCUCAACACUGAAACGACAUCACAGAAUCCAUACUGGUGAGAAACCUUACAGAUGUCAAGAAUGUGGCAAGUCCUUUACUUGUCAUGCAAAUCUUCAAGCUCACCACAGAAUUCAUACUGGUGAGAAACCUUACAGAUGUCAAGAAUGUGGCAAGUCCUUUACUCGUCAUGCAAAUCUUCAAGAUCAUCACAGGAUCCAUAAUGGCGAGAGACCUUACAGAUGUCAAGAAUGUGGAAAGUGUUUUACCGCUGCCUCAACACUUCAAACUCAUCACAGAAUCCAUACUGGUGAGAGACCUUACAGAUGUCAAGAAUGUGGAAAGUGUUUUACCGCUGCCUCAACACUUCAAACUCAUCACAGAAUCCAUACUGGUGAGAGACCAAACAGAUGUCAAGAAUGUGGAAAGUGUUUUAUCACUGCCUCAACACUUCAAACUCAUUGCAGAAUCCAUACUGGUGAAAGACCUUACAGAUGUCAAGAAUGUGGCAAAUCUUUUAACUAUGUCUCAACACUUAACAGACAUCACAGAAUCCAUACUGGUGAGAAACCUUACAGAUGUCUAGAAUGUGGAAAGUCCUUUAAUCAUCAUGGAAAUCUUCAAGUUCACAACAGGAUCCAUACCGGUGAGAAACCUUACAAAUGUCAAGAAUGUUGCAAAUGUUUUACUACAUGCUCAAGUCUUAGAAGUCAUCAGAAAAUUCAUGUCAUGCCAGUAGAGGUUACUCAUUCAAAUGACAUAAGUUUAACAGGUCUUUGCAUAUCUGUAGGAGGAGCAGCUGCUUGUUGGUUCAUGGCCAUCCUGAGACAGACCAUACUUGCUCCAGUGGAGAUUGUUAAAUACCAGGUCAUGGAAGAGAAAGAUCCAGAAAUCUUGACAUUUGAGGAUGUGUCAAUAGACUUCUCUCAAGAUGAGUGGGAUUGCCUGGACUUUGCUCAGAGGGCUUUGUACAGGGAUGUCAUGUUGGAGACCUACAGUAAUAUGCUCUCUGUCGGUAUUUCAGUGUCAAAACCAAACCUGAUCAGUUCUCUUGAACAAAGCAAAGAGCCCUGGAAUGUGAACACUGGAGAGAAAGAAGGCAAUGAACAAGUUCUAUAUUCCCAUCAAACACAAGAACAACUUGCACAGGGAAAUAUACAAGAUCCAAUCCUGAAGUCUGAAAUAUCUUCUGAAAAGUGA